Messenger RNA from Macrosteles quadrilineatus (aster leafhopper), 2324 nucleotides. RefSeq lists its product as uncharacterized. NCBI's taxonomy places the organism in Eukaryota, Metazoa, Arthropoda, Insecta, Hemiptera, Cicadellidae. The record is from RefSeq and is a predicted model, not a curated record. Bases 231 to 2171 code for a protein of 646 amino acids. The transcript has 10 exons.
UCAGUCGGAGACAUUCAGUUUCAGUCAGUGUCAGUGUGUGUGUAGAAGUGUGAGGAACAGUGGAUCAUUAGGGAUGUGAUUUCAGUGUGAAAGUCCUCAUGUGAUAGUGCCAGUGAUUUGUUCCUCGGCCUUGUCAAUAUAACGGUUUGCGACCAAACUGUUACACAACCUACUUAAAUGCAACCCAGUGUUAUCACAAAUGUUCCUCAGCAAAUGUAAAUAAACCCAAGAUGUUAAAUCCAAAGAUUACGUUAGCAAUAGUGCUCCUAGUGGCCACGGCCACCGUCGAAAGCAGGGUACCUCACAAACCACUCAGCGAGGCAGAUAUAAUAAGAAACUCAGCGAUAACAUACAUCGACGAAUUGUGGUCAAACAUAACAGACAAUUACGAGUGGAUCUACAAUGCGCAAAAAUCGCACGGAACGGACUCUGCGAUGCUACAGGCGUACAAAGUGAUCUGCGAUAGGAUAGACCGUUUCGUCCCUGCUUCGAUUCCCGAUGUUUGCGACGAUAUUUGGAACUACGCUAGAAUCAAGGUGGAGCUUGUCGGAGUGGACGGACUUUACGGCAACUUCAGGAAGUACCAGUUGGAGCCGGCGCAUAAACACAAGAUGUUCCAACGAGCGUGGGAGGACCUCGCGGAGUCCGUACUACACGAGUCUGAUACUCUACAUUCCGUACCUAGCUCUCUGGAGGCUAUACACUACCUGGUGACUGGCAGUGAGCGAACCACUGAACCUUCCCUCUACACUCUCAUGGGGGAGGAAGGGGAAAACUCGCUAUGUCACGUUCAACAAUCACCACACCAGAUCAUCUACAACCUGUACAACUCUCUGCAAAUGACACAACUCAAAGGCUACACCAUGAUGCAGUUCUCCUGGAUGCUUCUGCGGCUUUAUAAGAAAGGAAAUUUCACAACGGAAUCACGACUCAUGAGGGAGCGUUAUCUGGAGAGGAUGGCUGAGCAAGCGAUUUCUCUCAAAGAGGCACUGAAAGAAGCGGACUCUGCGUAUUGGAAAUGCGACCCAAAACACCAAGUGGAGGGGGAAACUUACAUCCAGCUGACUAGGCUUCUACAGGGUUAUAUACAGAACGAAGUGGAUAUGAAUCCAAAGCAGACGUGUUCCGAGAACUGCGGCUAUUACCAGAUGACCAAACAGCAUAGUUGUUAUGAGAACCAAUUCUGCGCCAAACAGAGGGCUUGCCAGGGAGAUAUUGUCGAGUGUCAAUACAUCGACUCGGACAUGUGGGUUUGUCAGGCUGAUCCUACUGUGUCCAAACGUCGCUAUGACUGGAUUGAAUAUGAAAAUGGAAGAGUCUUAGGCAACAAGGGUUCCUGCCAUAGAACGAGCAAGGUGGACAGCUGGUGGAGAUGGCUUUUCUGGCAUUGCUCAUACUGUUUCUGCAUGUGUGACGACCCUACAAACUCCGACAGAUACUUCAGUCUGAGGAACGUCUUGUCUGACACGGAUAACAACAAAGUCGUCACCGGGAUCAGAUUCGUCAAGAUGAACGGAGUCGUCCACAUGCAGAUCCAAGAGGGCUCGUUGGGUCGUUACGGACACAUCAACGGAACUUCAUGGCAGUCAGUCGACAACUUCAAGACCAAAGACACCAUUGAGGGCAAGGACUACAUGAAAAUGUCUUACUACAAAAGAGCCAUUGAUUUGGACGAUCUUUUGGCACCUCCGGAACACGUUAUUACAGGAGUGAAAUUCCGAAUGGUUGGUUCCCACUUGAAUUUGGAAAUUCGAGCUACCCCGUUUAACUUCACGUCAGGCCAACUUCUCGACCCAGGCAGGAAAGACCAAUGGCUGAGCAAUGACAAUACAGACGGAUCACCAGUUAAACCAAGGACUAAAGUGAGCCUAGACUCCGCAGACAAUCCGCUCCACUCGUUGUCGCCCUCCAGAAUAGACUCCAAGUCCGACCAGUACCUAUUGUUCACCCACUCGGACAUUGAUCUAGACGCUGCCCAGACCACCGUACCCUUCAUCGACUCUCAGAUGGUGUCGCCACAGCCCCCCGUCCCACUCUCAGGCAUCGGAGUCUACCACAAGGGAGUCAGGUGGUUCGGAGGAUUCAUCGGACUCAAAGUGUUCACCUACGACUUUGGCAACCACAUCGAAGACAGCUUUACCGACCUUAACGGAAUAGACACAGUGAACUAGCCGAUGUAUCAAAGUCUUAACUGUUGUAUCAAAUAGCCGUUAUCAAGUCAGAAAUAACCUUGAACCCUCACAAUCGAGGGUGUAAUAAAGAAUUUAUUAUUUUGUAAUAUGUUUUUUAAUUAGUAAGUUUUUAUAAAGUAAUUUUUUGUAAAA